GUAAAAAGAAGCUCUUCGUAAAACAAUCAUAUGAUGAUUACAGGCUCCACAUCGGUCCACAUUGUUAAUGCACAAAUAAUAACAAAGAAACUGGGCACUGUUGAUGCUAUUCAUAUUGUUGUGUAUAGACCCAUUGCUAGGUUACGCACGUAACAGUGGUUACGCACUUAACAGUGAGAUAAACACGUUUUAUCUCGAAGAAUACCAUCAUGGAUUUCUUUUCCAGAAUAUUUUGUUGCUGUAAGACAAAUAAAAGCUUCAUCGAUUCUUCGGAUUUUUAUGUCCCAAGGUGCAUUACAAAUGGAUCGAAGAGUCUUGGGCUGAAAGGGCUGGCUGAUUUCAGUGUUGGAGAAGUAAAUAAGAGAAACAAAUAUGAGGAAUUGAAGCAGGAGGUGAAACAUCUGAGGCAAACAACUGGACUGUCUGUCAUGGUCCUGGAAUGCAAAGUGUCUCAAAUGCAAGAUCAACUUAAUAAUAUCCUUAAGCAGCGGGCUCGACUGUGGCAAGAGAUGACGCAAUUGAAGGAGCAGUUUGGGAUGCAGAGUUCAAGGUCAGAACCCCAGCCAACACCACAAGAGUUCAGGUCCACUUUUCAUUAAGAUGCAGUGCUACCCCAGCAGAUAACUAACUCCUUGGAGUUGGGUCCUGCCAGACACUUGGCCUGUCAAGAAUUUCCAAACAUUUACUUGAACUUGAAAGUUCAAUACCUAGUUCACAAGAAUCCACCAAUGUUCACUAUCCUGAGCGAGGACAAACCAUUCCAUACCACCACAUACUCUUUCCUACCAGAAUUCUAUAGGCAUAUUUCUCCUGAUACAUGCUAUAUGACCUGCCCAUCUCACCCUCCUUGAUUAUAGUAAUUACACUUGGGAAACUGGGGUUGGAUGUUAGAAUAUUUAUGAUUUUCUAUAUGCAAGUGUUGCAUAUAUUGAAAUAAUACCAGUGCACAAUGUUAGUGAUAUUUAUUUUUAAUGUAAUAUUUUUCAUAUGACCCAUGUAAAUAAUUUUUUAAUAAAUGUUUGCAGUUCUGUAUGACUGUGCAUAAUGUAAUAACAUGCCCCAGAACAGGGUACAUUGUUACACAACAUGAGGGAAAUUGUUAAUUUACUGCCUUAGAUCAGUGAAAAUACACCAGUUUUAUUAUAGGAAAUUGAUUAAUUGGAUAACUACUGAUGAACAGUUCUGCCAUAUUUGUUCCCUUUAUUUAAGUAUCCUGGAAAAGCACAGGACUUGCAGAAAGACUGCCAGGGAUAAAACAUAUCAUGCAUUCAUCUGUACAGCGUUUGUUCCAAAUGUUUUCAUUUCAAUACAUGUUUAUAAGUUAUGCUUGAUGUGCACAGGCUCACACAUAAAGUGUCUUGUUAUUUUUGUCUGAUUUUACCCAAACCAGGAAUGUGUCAGAAAAUUUCCGUAAAUAUCAGAUUUCAUCAAAAUCCAUUUGGCGGUUCUCGAAUAUGUGCACAGAGACAAACAGAAAUGGUGAAGCCAAAAGGUGAAGUAGAAGAAAGAGUAAAAGAUCAGAUAGAUAACAGGAAGUUCUGGUAAGAACUAAUCACCUACAUGAACAGCAUAGAAAUCGAAAUAAUUUGGAGGGAGGGGGGAGCCACAGCCUGUUUCUUAGCAAUGAUUGGGGUGGUGACACAGACAUGGGGACAGCAAGGCCACCUCAUAAGUCUCCUGACAAAAAUUUAUGUGUUUGCGGAAAGAUACAUAGUCAGAUGGAUACAUAGACAGCAAGGUGAUCUCAUAACACUCAUAUAUUUUUUUUUUUUCAAAUUAAGCAAAACAAACAAAAAAUGACUGAUAUGAUAUUGUCUGUGUCCCCCUCCCCGCUAAGCCAGAAGAGAUGGCCAUUGCUAUGGAACAGCUUUGUAAACAGGUUGCCAUGGCAAUGAAUGCGCAUGUGACAGUAGAAUAAUUGUUGAAAACAAUCAUUUCUGUGCCAUCCAGGUUGUAUCGAGUGCUGAAUAUGUGGUGAAAGGAAAGUAAAAAGGUAAAGCUGUUCCUGUAAUAGGCCAUGGAGGCCCACAGGUGUAUGAGACCUUGAGGCUCCCACAUUUUAUAGGCAGUUAGGUUGUCAGCCUUACAAGCUGGCUGCUCUUCACUCCACAGGAGCAUCCCUGGUACUCAUUUCUGUUGGAGGCUGAGUCGACCCCUGGGCCAUAAUGUGGGUGGAAG
Molecule: messenger RNA, 2178 nt
Organism: Cryptotermes secundus
Lineage: Eukaryota; Metazoa; Arthropoda; Insecta; Blattodea; Kalotermitidae
Exons: 5
Coding region: 210-599 (129 amino acids)
Source: RefSeq, a predicted model, not a curated record